Molecule: messenger RNA, 258 nt
Organism: Aspergillus tanneri
Lineage: Eukaryota; Fungi; Ascomycota; Eurotiomycetes; Eurotiales; Aspergillaceae
Exons: 1
Coding region: 1-258 (85 amino acids)
Source: RefSeq, a predicted model, not a curated record
AUGCCUACCCGAUCAGAACAAGUCGAAUCCGCCAAAACCAAAGCCUCGGAAGAGGCCGAAAACCUCCAACAAUCCAUGCCAGGCACCAGCGACCAUCCUAGCAAGAUCGCCGGCCAGUACCAUUCCCUCAAGGGCUCUCUGACCGAGUCGAUUGGCAAUAUGACCGGUUCCAAGGAGUGGAAGAAAUCUGGUCGCGAGGAAUACGAGCGCGGACAGAAGGAGUAUGAAUCUGCUGGAACUUGGUUUCCUUCCGAGUGA